GCAAGUAAAAUAACGCUGUCAAAAUUUCAAAAAGAAAAAAGCAAGGAUGUCGCAUAUUAAGCAAGUAGUAGCCAUAAGGAGAAAGCCCGGUCUCACCCGACAGGAGUUUUUCGACUAUCACUUCCAAGUUCACGGCAAACUCAGCCAAGCACCCUCUCCAGAUAUUACUCCAUCAAAGUAUUUCCAGACCCAUAUCCAGGAUGCAGUAUACAAUCAUCAGGAAGGCCAAGGCGUAAACGCCAAUCCUUGGUGGGCCUUUUCCGAUGACAUCGUUGAGCUUUACUUCCAAUCCGAAGAUCAUAUGAAGACGAUUUUCGGCUCGCAAUAUGUCAGAGAACACGUCGGGCCGGAUGGUAUCAACUUCUCCGACUUUGCAUCGGCAUUACCCGUGACUGUUCAGGAAAGAGUUGUUCCGCUACACGAGUCUGAGAACGCGCCAUCUGAAGACGUUGAUACUUUAUCGGUUUCACCUGUCGCGAUGUACUACUUAACUGUAACCGGCGGCGAAACCGACGAUAUCAUCACUGGAUUCGUCAAUAGUUUGCAGAAGUUCGCAGGGAGCCAGGUCCGCACUCUUGUUGCGAAUACUCCAGUAGAGCUGAGCCUCAACCCGGAUGCUUAUUUUGGGAGCAACUCCAACCGUCCAAAAUUCAAUUUGAUCUUCGCAAUCCAUCUACGCGGUAAGGAAAGCGUCGCGGACGUGAGGAAAGCCCAGAAAGAUUUUGAGGCAGGGCAUGGAGCCAAGAUCAAUCUCCCAAAUUCAUGGAUAGCCUUCGGUCAACGCGGCCUCGUCCUCAAUCAGAACCACAAUAUUCAGUUUGACUCAUCUCGGCAGCCCAAACUGCGGGGCAUGGCAACUUCCGCUCAACCUCACGUAAUUGUCGUUGGCGGCGGUAUUAUUGGUGCCGCAAUCGCCUGGCACCUGGCUCAACACACUAGCGUAACCGUCGUUGCAGAGGACAUUGGUGGGCCCGCCUCCAAAGCCUCUUUCGCUUGGCUCAAUGCGAGCUCCGUCAGCCAAAAGUUCUACUACGAGUUUCGCCGUCGAUCCCUCCAGAGAUGGAAACAGAUCCACACGGAGCUUCCAGACCUUCCAAUCUCCUGGAGUGGCUCCAUUAAUUGGCACAAACCCACUGAGGUCCUGGCGAAGACCGAGCGUAACCUCACCGCAUGGGGCUACGAUAUCGCCGACAUGAAGAAAUCCCAAGUUUCUAAGCAAGAGCCAUUCUUUGAUCAGUCUACCUUGCCAGAUCGGGCCCUCUACUACCCUGAAGAGGGUGCUAUGGAAGCCCAUGUUGUCGCUCAGAUGCUCGUGGCGAAUGCAGAAGCCCAAGGCAACGUGAAAGUAAUCAGAGCGACAGCUAAGGGGCUUCUCCAGGAGAAUGGAAGCGUCAGGGGAGUCAAGCUGGCUUCUGGCGAGGAGAUCUCUGGCGAUCAUGUUGUCGUGGCUGCUGGGCUGGGUAGUGUGCCCCUUCUGGCUACUGAAGGAAUCACAGUCCCUAUCACCUCGGUACCAGCGCUGAUUGUAAACUCGAAACCGACUGAUGAAAGCUUGGUCAGGCAUGUAGUCAACUCGAAAUAUCUAUACAUUCGGCAGACAUCAGAUGGAAUCAUCAAGGCGGGCUGCGAGAAUCCAGGCGAUGACCCAGGCGACGAUCCGGAAGCAAUGGCACAUCAAGUCUUCUCCAAGGUCCGAUCAACGCUGGCUGGGGGAGAGACCAUUGAAUUUGACUAUUACACAGUGGGUUACAAGCCGACUCCUAAAGACGGCCUGCCAAUCAUUGGACCAACUGGACUGGAAGCGGUCAGUGUCGCUGUCAUGCACUCUGGUGUUACAAACGCUGCUAUUGUCGGAGAACUGCUCAGCAAACAGAUCCUCACGGGCGAGAUGGAUCCAAACCUUGAGCAUUUUCGUCUCGAUAGAUUCAAUGAAUAAGUGAAG
Messenger RNA from Fusarium oxysporum Fo47, 1942 nucleotides. Its product is annotated as FAD dependent oxidoreductase-domain-containing protein. Gene Ontology annotation, cellular component: cytoplasm. The transcript has 5 exons. The coding region runs from base 47 to 1936 and encodes 629 amino acids. The record is from RefSeq and is a predicted model, not a curated record. Gene Ontology annotation, molecular function: oxidoreductase activity. Lineage: Eukaryota; Fungi; Ascomycota; Sordariomycetes; Hypocreales; Nectriaceae.